AGCUGUUAUUAAGGAGCGCUUGGCGUGGCUUCAGGGAGCGUGCCAGGGGAUAAUCACAGAAACAACUCUCUCUCUGUCUCUGUCUCGUUUUUCAGCCGUUCUGGGGGUCUUUUCUCUUCUGGUUAUUGCCAUGGAGCCUAACAGCCCUAAAAAAAUACAAUUUGCUGUGCCAUUAUUUCAAAGUCAAAUAGAUCCUGAAGCAGCAGAACAGAUUAGGAAAAGACGGCCAACUCCAGCAUCACUAGUCAUUAUGACCGAUUCACCUUCUGAAAUAGAUGACAAGAGAAUGAACAACAACUCUCAGGAAGAAUCACAGAAUGCCUCCCCCAAACAAAGGAAGCAGAGCGUCUAUACCCCUCCUGCCAUGAAAGGGGUCAAGCAUCUGAAAAACCAGACUGGCUCUGCAUUCCCAGAAGAAGAUGAAGGGGUCAGUGAAAGAGAUGAAGAGUGGAGCCCAUAACUGGUGCUGAGGGCCUGCGGGAGAAUCUUUCUUGUUAAUAACUGAACUGCUAAACUUUCUGUACUUACAAUGGAACUUCGUUGCUUCAUGUUCCUGGCCUAAAGCACCUCAGUACCCAACAGCAGGAAAUAUUUUAUGGUGGAAUUGACAUCAGUUUGUUGAAAUAGCCUGUGAAAACCUAUAACCGAGGGAGACCUUUCUUUUACAGCCUUUUCCCUUCUUGUUUUUAAUGACUUCAGAUAUGUAGUUUGCAAAGAUGUUAAGCCUUUUAUCUUUCGUGCUGCCACAUCUUAAACUCUGAAUGCAGUCUAAGAUUGAUUGUAAAUAGUUCAGAUUUGAAUGCUUCAAAAUAAAAGACGAGAUACAUUUAGACAAGACGGUGUUUUCCCACAGUCUUUCCAACCAGAAGGA
This is a messenger RNA of Eublepharis macularius, 871 nucleotides long. It is a transcript of the gene PPP1R1C, whose product is annotated as protein phosphatase 1 regulatory inhibitor subunit 1C. Bases 131 to 460 code for a protein of 109 amino acids. Gene Ontology annotation, cellular component: cytoplasm. Lineage: Eukaryota; Metazoa; Chordata; Lepidosauria; Squamata; Eublepharidae. Gene Ontology annotation, biological process: intracellular signal transduction. Gene Ontology annotation, molecular function: protein phosphatase inhibitor activity. The record is from RefSeq and is a predicted model, not a curated record. The transcript is spliced from 5 exons.